AAUAAGUUUGUUUAGAGAGAGAGAAAAGAGAGGGGAAGGAAAGUUGAGAGAUUUGGUGUUUGGAACCCUAGAUUUCUCUCAAGUUUCGGGCUUUUGGAAUUUCCUACAUCAAUGGAGCCUGGGUCGGAGGGAGAGAAUGAUCAGACCAAGAGUAAUACUAAUCACAAUACCGCCGGCAAAGGUGUGAACAAUUCCGGCGAAGGAAGUGCCAAGCCUAAACGCCAGAUGAAGACUCCAUUUCAAUUGGAAGCACUCGAGAAAGCCUAUGCCGUGGAGACGUAUCCGUCGGAGGCGACGAGGGCUGAGCUGUCGGAGAGAUUAGGGUUAUCGGAUCGGCAAUUGCAGAUGUGGUUUUGCCACAGGAGACUAAAAGACAAGAAGGAGACUUCAGCAAAAAGACCGCGAAAAGGUGCGGUCUUGCCACCAGAGUCGCCGGAGGAUGACUUGCGGGGUGGCCCGGAUCCAGAUUAUGGGUCCGGGUCGGGUUCCGGGUCAAGUCCGUAUAUGGAGUCAAGGAAGUUCGUCGGAUCUUCUCGGGCCAUGAUUGAUGAUGCUCGGACGGUCAGGAGGUACUAUGAGUCCCAGCAGAUAAUGGAGCUGAGAGCAAUUACUUGUGUGGAGGCUCAGUUGGGGGAGCCGUUGAGGGAGGAUGGUCCCAUUCUUGGCAUGGAGUUUGAUCCACUGCCCCCUGACGCUUUUGGGGCACCUAUAGCUGUGCCAGAACCACAGAAGAGAGCUGGAUAUCCUUUUGAGAGCAAAAUAUAUGAGCGACCCAAUGCCAGACCAAGCAAAUCUCAGGCACCACGGGCCUUCCACGAUUAUCAGUUCUUUGAAGAUCAACCCGUUCUUAGAUCUGAUACACAUGGACAAGGUGCCCAAUCUCAUUUCCACGAUAUGCCAGUUGAUGCUCCAAGGGUUAGAGCCACAUCAUCUGUACAUGGAGAUGAAAAACUGUCCAAGGGUCGUGGUAGCCAAGGUCAUGGAUCACGAGGGCAUAGCUUAUCUCAACAAGACAAGGCAGGGCUUUAUUCUUCAUCUUCUCAAGUGGUGGAUGACUUUCCAGAAAGGGAGUCUUUUACAAACAAUGGUCAGGCAAUUGGCCACCCAGUUUUGGGAUCUGAAGAUUCAUAUAUAGUUUCCAAUGGAAAUGGACAUGGACAUCCUUUGGGUACUGAUGCUGAUCUAAGAAUGGAGAAGAAACACAAGAGUGAUGAAGGUCGAAUUGCAAGGGAAGUCGAAGCUCAGGGGAACCGUGCCCGUAAAGAGCUUGAGAAACUCAAUAACCAGAGGCGAAAGAGUGAAGAACGAAUUCGGAAAGAAAUGGAAAGACUUGAGCGUGAGCGACGGAAGGAAGAAGAGAGGUUGAUGCGUGAAAAACAAAGAGAAGAAGAGAGAUCUCAAAGAGAGCAAAGACGUGAAAUUGAAAGAAGGGAAAAGUUUUUGCAGAAAGAAUAUUUAAAAGCUGAGAAAAUGAGACAAAAAGAGGAGCUUCGUAGAGAGAAAGAAGCAGAGAAACAAAGAAUUGCAAUGGAGAAGGCAACUGCACGUAAAAUUGCUAAAGAAUCAUUGGAUCUUAUUGAAGAUGAGCAGCUGGAACUCAUGGAAUUGGCUGCUGCAAGCAAGGGAUUGUCUUCAAUAAUAAAUCUUGACCACAAUACUGUGCAAAAUCUUGAUUCAUUCAGAGAUUCUUUGAGCUCAUUUCCCCCCAAGUCUGUGCAAUUGAAAAAGCCAUUCUCCGUCCAACCAUGGAGUGAUUCAGAGGAGAAUAUUGGGAAUCUUCUCAUGGUCUGGAGAUUUUUGAUUACUUUUGCUGAUGUUCUUGGACUGUGGCCUUUUACACUUGAUGAAUUUGUCCAAGCAUUUCAUGAUUUUGAUUCAAGGUUGUUGGGUGAGAUACAUGUUGCUCUUUUGAAAUCAAUAAUAAAAGACAUUGAAAAUGUUGCAAGGACACCAUCAACUGUAUCAGGGAUAAGCCAAUACUGUGCUGGUAAUCCUGAAGGAGGACAUCCACAGAUUGUGGAAGGGGCUUAUGCCUGGGGCUUUGACAUACGCAAUUGGCAACAGCACUUGAAUCCACUAACAUGGCCUGAAAUAUUCCGGCAGUUAGCAAUAUCUGCAGGAUUUGGUCCAAAGUUGAGGAAAAGAAGUGGCAAAUUGACAUUCUUGGGUGAUAACAAUGAGGGUCAGGGUUGUGAAGAUGUAAUUUCUACUCUACGAAAUGGUUCAGCGGCUGAAAAUGCAUUUACAUUGAUGCGGGAAAAAGGUUUGUUAGUUCCAAGAAGAUCUAGGCACCGGUUGACUCCUGGAACUGUCAAAUUUGCAGCUUUCCAUGUCCUAUCACUUGAGGGAAGCAAAGGAUUAACAGUUUUAGAACUUGCUGAUAAGAUUCAGAAAUCUGGACUUCGGGACCUCACAACUAGCAAGACGCCAGAGGCUUCUAUUUCAGUUGCCUUGACAAGGGAUACUAAACUUUUUGAAAGAAUUGCUCCAUCGACAUAUUGUGUACGCCCUGCUUAUACAAAGGAUCCUGCUGAUGCUGAGGCCAUACUCGCUGAGGCAAGGAAAAAAAUUAGAAUCUUUGAAAAUGGGUUCUUGGGUGGGGAAGAUGCUGAUGAAGUUGAAAGAGAUGAGGACUCUGAAUGUGAUAUAGAUGAGGAUCCUGAAGUUGAUGAUAUGGCUACUCCUUCCAAUGCAAUCAAGAACGUUGGUUAUUAUAAGGAUAAAGUAAAUGCUUCCCCAGGAAGUGGAAGAGAUCACAUCUCAACUGGCAAUGCACCAAAUUUGCAAGAUGAGAUUGUCAAGGAUUUUUCGUCUUUUCCUUUAGACAGUGCCAAGGAUUCAAAUGGUUCAAGUUGCACUGGGCAAUAUGUUGCCAGUGAAGAUGCUGUUGCCAGAAGGCUUGAUCAACAGAAUGUUGAAAUCGAUGAAAGCAAGUCGGGCGAGUCAUGGAUUCAAGGUCUUUCAGAAGGCGAGUAUUCUCAUCUCAGUGUUGAGGAGCGUCUUAAUGCCAUUGUUGCUUUGAUUGGUAUUGCAAAUGAAGGGAACUCCAUACGUUCUGUGCUUGAGGAUCGUCUGGAAGCAGCGAAUGCUCUUAAAAAGCAAAUGUGGGCUGAGGCACAACUAGAUAAAGGUCGCCUGAAAGAAGAGAAUAAUACUAAACUGGAUUUUCCAUCUCUUUUGGGAAGCAAAGCUGAAGCACAACUUACAAACUGUACCGUUGAGGGUAACCAAAGCCUAUCACCUCUUGCUGAUUAUAAAAUUAACAAGGCAUCUCCUAGCAUUCCUGAAGAUCAAAAGCCAAUGGUUUGUUCACAGACUGUUCAUAAUGACCAGAACAAUUAUAAUUCUGAAAGGAUGCCAUUACUUCAAGAGCACUCAAAAAGGUCACGGUCACAAUGGAAAUCUUACAUUGCCCACAGAGCAGAAGAGAUGUAUGUAUAUAGGUCCUUACCGCUUGGCCAAGAUCGUAGACGUAACAGAUACUGGCAAUUUGUUGCAUCCCCUUCUAAAAAUGAUCCUUGUUCUGGCCGGAUAUUUGUUGAAUUACAAGCUGGCAAUUGGAGGUUGAUUGACACUGAAGAGGCCUUUGAUGCCCUUUUGACAUCACUGGAUGCACGUGGGAUCAGGGAAUCCCAUUUGUGUAUAAUGUUACAAAAGAUUGAGACUUCCUUCAAAGACAAUGUUCGAAGGAACAUGCAAUCGGUCAGCAUGGUGGAAAAAAGUAGAAUUGCCACUGAUAAUGAUUCUUCCGAACUGGAAAGUCCUGGCUGUGCUCCUAAUUUUGAUAGUCCUAGCAGUGCAGUUUAUGGUUUGAAUUCCAAUACAUCAGAUAUGUCACCGUCUUUCAGAAUUGAGCUUGGGAGGAAUGAAAUAGAGAGGAAAUCAGCCUUGACAAGGUAUCAAGAUUUUCAGAGGUGGAUGUGGAAAGAAUGCAAUAAGUCAUCAACAUUGUCUGCCAUGAAAAUUGGGAAGAGGAAUUGCAUGCAGCUGUUGGCUAAUUGUGAUGUGUGUCUUGACACCCAUCUCUGUGAAGAAAUGCACUGCCUUUAUUGCCACCGGACAUUUAGUACAGUUGAAAGAAAGUUUGAUUUUUUAGAACAUGAGAUUCAGUGCAAAGAGAGCAGGAAGUUAGACACCAAGGACUCACAAAAUUUUUAUUCUUCUCUUCCCCUGGGAAUCAGAUUGCUCAAAGCCUUGUGUGCUCUAACUGAGGCAUGUGUUCCAUCAGAAGCCCUUGAAUCAUUUUGGACUGAAGACCAUCGAAAGACUUGGGCAAUGAGGCUGAAUCUGUCUUCAUCUGCUGAUGAACUCUUGCAGAUAUUGACUCAUUUUGAGAGUGCCGUUAAGCCAGACUAUUUAUCAUCAAACUUUGAGACGACCAAAGAAUUGUUGGGUCUGAAAACUCUUACAGGUAGUGGUUAUGCUGAUCCUCAAUCAGUUCCUGUACUUCCUUGGAUACCUCAAACCACUGCAGCUGUAGCUUUGAGGCUUUUGGAUCUUGAUGCAUCCAUCACAUCUGUAAAGCAGGAGAAAGCUGAACCUAUUCAAAGCAAGGAUUCUAGGAGUAGGACAUAUAUAAAGCUUCCUUCAAGAUCCUCUCUUGCUGUCAAGAGUAAAGAGCUUGAACUAAAGGAACUGGACCCAGAUGUGCCCAUGAAAGAAGAAAACUUCACUACCCUGAGUAGCAAACGGAACAGCCAUAAGCGAGGAAGAGGGGGUCGUGAACAAGGAUCUGGUAGAAAGUUGCAGAGAAGAGUUCCUGCUCGUAAAAAUGAUAGUCUGAGGCAAAGUGCUAAGAGGAGCAAUAAUUUAAGUCUCAGACUGAGACAGCAGGGACCUAGAACAAAUGGACAGGGUUCUGGACGAGGACGCCGGACAGUUAGAAAGAGAGCAGAAAGGAGAGGCGUUGACAAUACACUGUUGAGCCGAAUGGUUGACGUAGUUGAACCUAGUACCCAUCCAGAGUCUCCAAGAAACUUGAAUGAAGAAUGGGGUGGUGAAAAUAUCGGGAUGAUGCAUGUGGCUGGUGCUGAUGAUAGUAGCAGUGCAGAAGUGGAAUCCGAUGACAAUGUUCAAGAUGGAGGAGGUUACGAGCAAGGAAAUUGGGAGGAGGUAGGUUUUGGUGGUGGCUCUACCGAGUGGAAUGGGGAUCCUAUGGAAGUCAGUGAUGAAGAAGAUGAUGCUUCUGGAGAUAAUGGCAUUGAACAAAUGGGAGAUGAAAAUUCAGAGGCAGAUCUUGAUGUGAGUGAAGGAUCUGAUGGACUAGCCAAUAAAAUUGAAGAUGAUGAAAGCUCUGAAUCUUCGGACGAUUAUAGUGACUGAUAGGCAUGUUCAAGAAAUUUCCUUCGCACGAGCUGCAUUGUAUUUUUAAAGUUGCAGCUUUACAAGUGAUUAAUUGUUUACAGGGAAAUAGAGAUGCAAUUUCCCCUGUUGUUACCUAGUCUGGGGAAGGGAGGGAGGGAGGUAUUCAAUGUAACAUUAGAGAUUUUCAUCUAUCCGAGCCAAGUGAAAUUACAUAGUAAAUUAGUAAAUUCAAACGUUUAAUGUAACAAAUCAUUUUUUCUCAUCGUAAGCUGGCCAACAAUGAGGGGCGUUCUCAAUUUGUAUGUGUUUUCUUGAGUUUCUAGAAUCAAGGGUAAUAUUUCUU
Molecule: messenger RNA, 5647 nt
Organism: Rubroshorea leprosula
Lineage: Eukaryota; Viridiplantae; Streptophyta; Magnoliopsida; Malvales; Dipterocarpaceae
Source: the annotation of a GenBank genome assembly